Prorocentrum cordatum is the source of this 1788-nucleotide messenger RNA. The record is from the annotation of a GenBank genome assembly. NCBI's taxonomy places the organism in Eukaryota, Dinophyceae, Prorocentrales, Prorocentraceae.
AUGAGGCUCGUGGUGAACUGCAACGGCCUCCGGCUGGACGUGCCCUGCGGAGCGGGCUGUCAGCACAUCCGCUGGCUCGGUCUGGCGGUCGCCUCGCGGGUGAAGCGUGUGCAGUACCCGCACUCCUUCCUGGUACCGCUGCGGGUGAUGAGCAGCGACGGCAGCGCCUUCAAGCCCCGCGACGUGAUCAAGGACCACCUGCAGGACGGCGACGAGGUGACGGUUGUGCUGCGGCAGGGCGCCACGAUCCCCGAGGACGACUACGAGAUCAGGGAGUGGUUUGAGGAAGCGUACGGCCCGUCGUCCAAUCUGAUGGAGUGCAAGAUCCGCUGGAAGCAGUCAAGUGACCCGAAGCUGUCACAAGACAUCCCGAAGUACGUCCGCGGCGAGUUCAAAGUGGCCCCCAAGUGGCAGGGCGUGUACCCUCAGGAGGAGUUCGGCGGGACGUUCGAGCUCCCCAUCGAGGCGGUAGAGCUCCCCGACAAUCAGUACGACUGGGUGUCGAUGCGAAAGGGGCCGCCAGGCAGCUGCACGUACAAGUUUGUCAUGGACGGAGGCGUCGAGCAGGUCUGCAAGGCCAGCCCCGAGACUAUGACCCCGGACAAGCAGGCUCACUAUCAGGAGUUCUCCUGGGAUGUGCCCAUCGCCCCCGUGCCCUACCCCGAGGUCGACAGCCGCCCGUCCACGGCGUCCUCGAGGGACGGGGCACAGGUGGACCCCCGGUUCGAGCAGGACUGGGAGGACAUGCGCCUGAAGUGGGUGGAGCCGCCCUCCAUGAAGGUGCGGGUUAAGGACGUGCUGACCGAGUUCUACGCCAUCUUGGUCGACCUCUUCGACUCCUACGCCUUCAUGGGCCUGGACCUGUCCGCCGCGCAGCACACGAUCGGCAUGGACGACUGGAGGCACCUCCUGAUCAAUUGCGAGCUGCUCGAGGGCCAGCCAGACGGCCAGCUUCCUUGGAGCCUCGCCUGCAAGUGGUUCGAGGAGGCGGCUGGGGUGCGGGAUGGGCGACCGCACCUGGCGCAGAGGCUGACCCGCGCUCAUUACCUGGAGUUGCUGAUGCGAACAGCGUACCACGCAAUGUGCCAGUACCCGAAGCCGCAGUACGUAACCGAGACCGGCCGGCCCAUGCCCUUGGACGAGGGCCUCUUCCGCUUCAUCACCGACAUCCUGAUCCCUGUGAUGGAUGUGUACGACGAAGACCCGAUCCGCAAGGACGCGGUGCAGCCGGAGGCCCUCGCGGCAAUCCAGCAGAACCGGCCUUCCAUUCGCUCGAUCUACUCUUUCCUCGCGCAGCCGUGGGACCCAUGCGAGGGCGAGGGUGUGGUCAUCCCAGCGACGCUCUCUUUCGCGUUCGAGUACACGAAGGGCCAGAUGGCCUCGUCCGCAGAAGGCGGUGCGCCGGCCGCGAGCGCGGAGGGAGAUGCCGAUGGCACGUUGAGGGAGGGCCUCGGGGCCGCCAGCGCGGAGCCUGCGCUGACCGAGGAAAUGGUCGACGUGGUGUUGAACUCGCUCCCUGACGCCGUCGCCCAGAUCACCAGGAAGCACCCAGAGCCCAUGCAGCAGCGCGCGCUCUUCUUCUGGGAGUUCUUUGAGGUCAUGAUGGAGGGCUGCCGGCAGCUGCAGGCACAGCUCGAGGUGCCGCUCCAGGCAGGGAUUCCAGCCUGGGUGCAGACGGUCCUGGCGUUUGUCAACGCCUGCGACCGCGAGGAGGUGAGGCUGCCGGACCCCCCGGACCUGGGGGCGGCGGGCCAGGAGCCCGCGGAAGGCGCCCCAGAGCAGCCGUGA